Saxophila tyrrhenica is the source of this 978-nucleotide messenger RNA. RefSeq lists its product as uncharacterized. The record is from RefSeq and is a predicted model, not a curated record. The transcript has 2 exons. Lineage: Eukaryota; Fungi; Ascomycota; Dothideomycetes; Mycosphaerellales; Extremaceae. Bases 1 to 978 code for a protein of 325 amino acids.
AUGGCGAUCGGCAAGACAGCUAUGGCCUCGAGUACACCUUCUUCGCCUGAUCGGAACGCUAUACAACGGACUGCUGCCGCUGCCUUGCAAUCGAAGUCGGUUACGGUGGAGAAGCUGGACGGAUAUACCUUUCGGACAUACCGACUGAGGACCUCGGAGAGGUUCUUCUAUGUUCUGAGAUGUCGGCCUUCGUUCAACAUCCGGUUACUACGUCAUGAGGAAGGGUGGAUAGAGACGGAAGCUGGGACUCUUCAAUCCAUCGGUGGGAGAGCCGAUAUCUUCACGCCGAGGUUGAUCAAAUACCAAAAUACCACCUUGCACAUCGGGAGCUUCUACCUCAUCACUGGGCCUUUCACCGGAUCCAUUCUGGCUGAUGUCGAACCAACGUUGUCAACCCAUGCUCUCGCUAGCAUAGACAAGAGUCUUGGCCAGUACGUCCGUCGAUUGUCCAUGAUGCCGGGGGAGGUGUUCGGUCCAGUACGGCAAAGUCAAGGCUUCCCCGGCUUUCGAUCAUGGGCGAAGGCCUUUGCAUUCCUGCUGGAAUCGAUCAUGCGGGAUGGCGAGGACGCACUGAUCAGCCUCCCAUACGACCACGUCCGGGACCUUGUCCGGCGACAUCGAUCGUCUCUAGAGAAGAUCACGCAGCCCAAGCUGGUCCUGCUGGAGCUGUCGGCGGACAGAAACGUGGUUGUCGAUGUCAAGGCAGAGCAAGUGACUGGGCUCCUGGACUAUUCGACAGCGAUAUGGGGCGACCCGUUCAUGUCUGAUUGCUUUUACAAACCCACCGCGAGCUUUGCGGAAGGUUUUGGUAAGCUGCCUAAUCAGUCGGCUGAUGAGCGAAUACGACAGUACCUGUAUGUCGUGUACCACUCGAUGCUGGCCAUCGUGCGGCAAUUCUAUCGGCCGUCGGAGGAUGAGAACGAGAUGCAAGCGCGGCGGGAUUUCACGACUGCUGUCCGCCAACUCUCUGGCCAGUGA